Glycine soja is the source of this 1927-nucleotide messenger RNA. RefSeq lists its product as uncharacterized. NCBI's taxonomy places the organism in Eukaryota, Viridiplantae, Streptophyta, Magnoliopsida, Fabales, Fabaceae. The record is from RefSeq and is a predicted model, not a curated record. The transcript has a single exon. Bases 204 to 1697 code for a protein of 497 amino acids.
AAAGAGAGAAUUAAUGUUGUUCUUGCAUAACAUAGCAGUCUCAAUGCCACAUAACAUCUUGAGAGAGAACAUUAAUUUACCUCUCUGAACUAAUACAUCUUUAUUUCAUUACAGGACAAGGUUUUGCUUCUGGCCUUGUAAACCUUGGUGAAAUACAAGUUUCCAAAGUCACAAGGUUUGAGUUUAUUUCGAGCAGCAGUGUUAUGCUAGACACAAAAAAAGCUGUUACAUUCUUUAGGCCUGUGGGAGUACCAGAAAGUUUCCAUAUCCUUGGUCACUAUUGUCAACCCAGUGGCAAGCCUUUGCAUGGUUUUGUACUUGUUGCCAAAAUUUGCUCUCCUCAAAAUGCUGAUACGAUACCUCCUCUGAAGAAUCCCCUUGAUUUUAAGCUAGUUUGGAGUCAUAAUGCAGCAAGUAUGGAAAUUCCAGGUGUAUACUUUUGGCUACCUGAACCUCCUGAAGGUUACAAGGCCCUUGGCUAUUUGGUUACUAACAAACAUGACAAGCCUUUGUUGGAUGAAAUGUGUUGUGUUCGUGCUGACCUCACCGAUAAAUGUGAACCUUACCGCCAAAUACUCGCUGCUGGUUCUAGAAUUCCAGAGUUUUCAUUUCAGGUAUGGAGUUUAAGACCUUGUGACCGUGGCAUGUUAGGGAAAGGUGUUUCUGUUGGUACUUUUUUCUGCAGCAAUGGCUGGACCAUGGGAGAAGAGCUACUACCUGUUGCAUGCUUGAAGAACCUGAAUCCUGUGCUACCAGCAAUGCCAGAUUUGCAACAAAUACAUGCACUUAUUAAGCAUUAUGGCCCUACUGUUUUUUUUCAUCCUCAGGAAAAAUACUUGCCAUCUUCUGUGGAUUGGUUUUUCAACAAUGGAGCCAUGCUGCACAAAAAGGGUGUGUCUAAAGGAGAGGGAAUUGAUGCAAGUGGCUCAAACUUACCAAGUGGAGGAACAAAUGAUGGCCAGUUUUGGAUAGACUUGCCAAGUGAUCAUGAUAGAAAGAAUUUUGUCAAACGUGGAGACUUGAAGAGUUCAAGGCUUUAUGUUCAUGUGAAACCAGCUCUUGGUGGAACUUUUACUGACAUUGCAAUGUGGGUGUUUUGUCCUUUCAAUGGACCAGCCACUCUGAAAAUUGGAAUUAAGAGCAUUCCUCUGAGCAAGGUUGGAGAGCAUGUUGGUGACUGGGAGCAUUUUACACUUCGUAUAUGCAACUUCAGUGGAGAACUCUAUAGUAUAUACUUUUCUCAGCACAGUGGUGGUGAAUGGGUUGAUGCCUAUGACUUGGAUUAUAUUAAAGGUUACAAUAAAGCUACUGUUUACUCAUCAAAAUGUGGACAUGCAAGUUACCCUCAUCCAGGGACCUAUAUGCAAGGUUCUUCAAAACUUGGGAUUGGCAUUAGGAAUGAUGCUGCUCGCAGUAAUUUGUAUGUGGAUUCUAGUGUUCACUAUGAGCUUGUUGCAGCUGAGUAUCUUGAAAAUGAUGUCACUGAGCCUCAAUGGUUGCAGUUUAUGAGAGAGUGGGGGCCCAAAAUUGUUUAUGAUACAAAAACUGAGUUGGAUAAGGUAAUCAAUGCUCUUCCUCGCAUGCUUAGAUAUUCGGUGAGGAACUUAUUUAACAAGUUUCCAGUGGAACUUUAUGGUGAGGAAGGUCCCACUGGGCCAAAAGAGAAAAAUAAUUGGAUACAGGAUGAAAGAUGGUAAUUAAUUCUAUGUACACUGUCACUGGCUGUUACUAUGUUGUAAUUGUAUUUGUAUGUACAGAGAGAGAUAGUUAUGUUAUGUAAUAGUUUUGGGCGGUGCUUAUCUUCUUGAUUUUUUGGAUAAUGGUUUGUGCAUUACUAAUAUAAUAGCUCAAAUGGGUUGAAUGUGAAUUCUUACACUGGCUCCCUCUCACAAUUGGAUUGCAAAUAUCCCAAUUGUUUUACACACCC